AUGAAGUGUAAUGGAGACUUCUUACAAAAAGACCCAGAUGAAGCCAUAGAGUAUCUAAACGACUUAGCUGAAAAGGCUCAUACUUGGAUUGGACCUAAUGCAUCCGAUAGAACUAAUAGGUCACGACCUCAGGGAAACUCUACUAGCACAAACAUUUAUUACCUUAGGGAGGAAGACAACCUUAGAGCCAAGGUAGAAAGCCUCACUAGAGAAUUAGAAUCCCUACGUGCUAAGGAUUCAAAACCUACACAUGUUGUUUCCCGUGUUACGUCUGAAGGGGAACGUGGGAAGUUUCCAGCUCAAGCUCAACCAAACCUAAAAGGGCAGCACAUGGCACAAAUCUCAGGAUCCGAAGAGACCCAUUUUGAGGAGGCGAAUGCUGUAACCACUAGAUCAGGGAAAGUUGUAGAACUAACCCCUCCACCUAGAGAGAACCAAAAAGAGCCAAGUGAGCCUGAUGGGAACAGUCCUAGUGAAAAUGUAGUGGAAAACCCAGCUAGAAUACCUUUCUCUCAAGCUCUCAAGUCCACUUCGAAAUCAACAGAUGUGAAGGUGGAUGUUAACUUUAAAAUUCCUAUUAUACUUGGUAGACCUUUCCUUGCUACAGUUAACGCUCUUAUCAAUUGCAGGAAUAGUCUGAUGAAGCUGACAUUUGGAAAUAUGACUCUAGAAGUCAAUAUUUUUCAUGUCACCAAACAACCUACAGAAGAUGAUGAAUGCCAUCAAACCUACAUGAUUGAUGUAUUCACUCAGUAG
Messenger RNA from Olea europaea var. sylvestris, 756 nucleotides. RefSeq lists its product as uncharacterized. Lineage: Eukaryota; Viridiplantae; Streptophyta; Magnoliopsida; Lamiales; Oleaceae. The transcript is spliced from 3 exons. The record is from RefSeq and is a predicted model, not a curated record. Bases 1 to 756 code for a protein of 251 amino acids.